CUUAACAUGCCAUUCAAUGGUACAACGGUGGCCUACUGGAUAUAUGACUCCCCACCUGUUAUAUCAGUUUAAUGGAAGCCCUCGAGGAGUAACUGUCAAUAAUAAGUUAACAAUACACACACUUACAAAGUUGGAUAAAGGAAAAGACUUAUCAUGUCAGGCAACUGAUGACCUUCAGAAAACUUCUAUCAAGAGUGAUGCUGUUACUUUGGAUCCUUAUUAUGGUCCGGACAAUGUUGUCCUAAAACCUGGUAACACAGCUCUCAAUAUUACAGAAAGAACAACAUUAGGCCCUAUUGACUGUUCUGCAAUUUGCUAUCCGAAAUGUUUAUUCGAAUGGAAAACAAACAGAACAGGAACUUUUAAAGAUGUCCUUUCCAAUGAAACUCUAGUUCUAGCAAAUAUAAAGGAGAAUCAGGCCGGGAUCUACCGUUGCCUAGUUUUUCAUCCUUCUAAUACAACACGUCUUAUAAGAACAGAUAUAUCAGUGAAUGUACAGUAUUCUCCAAAAAUUGAGUCACUUUGGCUAAGUGAUAAAAAUGAAACAUAUGGAUCUGGAAGACCUCCAACCUAUAGUUUUAGUGAAGGCAAUCAUCUAACGAUAACACUGCGUAUUAAAAGUAACCCAGAUCCGCAAAUAGUAAUAAACUCCUCUAUGAUGACGUUUUCAACAUUACUUUAUACCAAACAGUCUGAUUAUUUCACAACAAAUCUACCUUCUCUUAAAUGUGAAAAUUCUGGAAACUUUGCGAUACACGCUAGUAAUGGGAUAGCGUAUGGAGACAAUAGAACAGUCACCUUGAAGAUCAAGUGUAAACCUCGUGAUGUUAAAACAAAUCGCAAAAUAGGAACAAAGGUCAACACCGAUGUAAACAUAGUAAUGGAUGUCAUAUCAUUUCCGGCACCAACUGUUACGUGGCUUCAUAUGACUACAUUUAGGUGGACGGUCCUAAAAGACAAAUACGAUUACAAGCAUAUCAUCAGUUCCACUAUACGAAUAACUUCGAAAGACGAUUUUCGUGAAUACGGAAUACAGAUUUGCAAUACAUUAGGAUGUAUUGUGGAAAAUAUCACUUUACAACCCGAAGAUAAGCCAGAAGCACCACUAAAUUUCUCGGUUGAAACAACAACAUUUAGAUCAGCUAGUUUAUCCUGGAUUGUUGGAUUCAAUGGUGGACAUGAGCAAACAUUUUCCGUCAAGUUUAAAACUACAGAUAGUGACGAGGACACGAAGAUUGUGCACACUAGUGACACUAAAACGGGGAGUAAGGUAUAUUACAUAUUGGAUCAGCUUAAACCUGACACUUUGUAUCACGUUAUGGUUUUGUCAACAAACAAACAUGGAAACAGGAAUGCAUCACUUCAAUUCAAAACAGAGGUUGAAUAUAUUGGAAAGUCAACGUCAAAAACGACUUCAAUUUCUACGCUAUCAAUUGUGCUUGUCUGUGGUUAUCCAGUUUUAUUUGCAGUUAUCAUCGUUCUUUUAGUGUUUAUCAACAGAAGAAACAAAUGCAGCACAGGGGGUUCGAACCCAACGAACAUAAAUUCCACCACGUCUGAUGAAUAUACAGUUAUACAGAGAGGCAAUCCGACCUUUACAGAGCCAUACUCGACGUUGCAGUCUCCGACAGAAUCAACAGCUCUUCAUGCGGACAGGAUGGAAACUGAUACCUAUGAUGAAUGUGGAAUAAUAACUGAUGUAGAAGUAAACCAAACUAUAGACAACAGGAAGAGUGGAAAUAGCAAAGACAAACAAGAAAGUGUUUCAGGCAAGGAGCAAACGAAGGAGAGGUUGUAUGCUAAUACGAAGAUCUAGCAGUUUUAUACAAUGGAUUCAUUUAUUUUCGUUGGUACCAAUUUUCGUGGAUUGAGGAAAACUAACAUGCUCGCGGAUAUUUGAUUUCUCGGUUUUGCCGAAGUCUGCAUACAAGCCAAAAGAAAAUUUGUCAUUCGUUGAUCAUUUGAUUUCGUGGUUCAA
Molecule: messenger RNA, 1978 nt
Organism: Mytilus trossulus (common blue mussel)
Lineage: Eukaryota; Metazoa; Mollusca; Bivalvia; Mytilida; Mytilidae
Product: nephrin-like
Exons: 11
Coding region: 17-1816 (599 amino acids)
Biological process (GO): cell-cell adhesion
Cellular component (GO): plasma membrane
Molecular function (GO): protein binding
Source: RefSeq, a predicted model, not a curated record